CCAUCCCUCGAGCUAGGGUUUUUCAUCCACCCGCCGCUCUCGCUCUCUCCCUCUCUCUCGCGCGCACUCACGCUCUCUCUCUCAGCCCUUCUCCCUCUCUCGAUCUCCAUCUCCUCCUCGAUUCCAACCAUGCCGACCCAAAUCAGUAAGAAGCGAAAGUUCGUCGCCGAUGGCGUCUUCUUCGCGGAGCUCAACGAGGUGCUCACCAGAGAGCUUGCCGAGGACGGCUACUCCGGGGUCGAGGUUAGGGUUACCCCGAUGCGCACGGAGAUCAUCAUCAGGGCCACUCGCACCCAGAACGUUCUCGGUGAGAAGGGGAGGAGGAUUCGGGAGUUGACAUCGGUGGUUCAGAAGAGGUUCAAUUUCCCAGAGAACGGCGUUGAGCUCUACGCUGAGAAGGUUAACAACAGGGGUCUCUGUGCGAUCGCUCAGGCCGAGUCGCUUCGCUACAAGCUCCUUGGAGGCCUCGCUGUUCGGAGGGCAUGCUAUGGUGUCUUGAGGUUUGUCAUGGAGAGUGGUGCUAAGGGAUGCGAGGUGAUAGUAAGUGGAAAGCUCAGGGCCCAGCGUGCCAAAUCUAUGAAGUUCAAGGAUGGGUACAUGAUUUCUUCUGGUCAGCCUGUUAAAGAAUACAUCGACUCAGCUGUGAGGCAUGUUCUUUUGAGACAGGGUGUUCUUGGGAUAAAGGUGAAGAUCAUGCUGGAUUGGGAUCCAAAGGGCAAGCAGGGCCCGAAAACACCUUUACCUGAUCUGGUCACUAUUCACGCUCCGAAGGAUGAGGAAGAAUACCUGAGGCCACCUGCCCCUGUCGUUGUGAGCGCAGAGAUCCCAGUGGUCUAAAAGAAACUCCUCUGCGCCUAAAACAUUAUCAUCCUUCUAGUUGGUUUUUGAGAGAUUUUGUUUUUGCAUCGUUCCCUAAUGUUUUGAAGAAUAGUGAACUUUGUUUUGUUAAACAGCAACAUUUUAAGCUAUUUCGUAUUUUAAAUGAUGUGUUCCGUUAAUAUGAAUUAAUGGACUGUUGUAGGUUCUUUUUCUUGGUUACUCUUGCUCGUACCCUUCUUUGACUGGUUGGUAAGAUUUAAUUCAUGUUAA
Molecule: messenger RNA, 1089 nt
Organism: Ananas comosus (pineapple)
Lineage: Eukaryota; Viridiplantae; Streptophyta; Magnoliopsida; Poales; Bromeliaceae
Product: 40S ribosomal protein S3-1
Exons: 6
Coding region: 130-837 (235 amino acids)
Biological process (GO): translation
Cellular component (GO): cytosolic small ribosomal subunit; nucleus
Molecular function (GO): RNA binding; structural constituent of ribosome
Source: RefSeq, a predicted model, not a curated record